Molecule: messenger RNA, 1707 nt
Organism: Caenorhabditis sp. 36 PRJEB53466
Lineage: Eukaryota; Metazoa; Nematoda; Chromadorea; Rhabditida; Rhabditidae
Source: the annotation of a GenBank genome assembly
AUGAAUAUGCUCGGGAGCAUGUUCUCGAUGGUCAAACCGAGGCUCGACGACCUCGGCACCGACCGUCUCAACUACUACUACUCGACGCUCAUCAUCAUGGGAAUGUCGCUGACGAUCACGGCGCGGCAGUAUGUCGGAUCGCCGCUUCAGUGCUGGGUUCCCGCUCAGGUCAGUCCCCCUGUCCCCCUUUCUCUCUCUCUCUCUCUCUCUCUCUCUUUCGAUCCAAUUGAUAUUGUAGUUCACAAAAGCGUGGGAACAGUAUGCAGAAGAUUACUGUUUCGUAUAUAAUACGUAUUGGGUCAAACCCAACGACAAAGUGCCCACUUUGAUCGAGGACCGUGUGUCCCAACAGCUAAUUUACUAUCAAUGGGCCCCGUUCAUCAUGGCCAUCGAGGCCGCUUUCUUCUAUUUGCCCGUCAUUUUCUGGAGUAUGUUGUCCACGAAGUCCGGCAUAAACAUCAUUAAGUUGGUGGAAACUGCUCAGAAAGCCGAAGGAGCAGAGGUACGGUUUGGCCAAUUUGUGCAAAGUACAGUUCGGUUUUCAGUCAGAAGACAGGAAAAAACAGAUUGACGUCAUCUGCAGACACAUUUCCAAUAAUCUCCGGAAGCGGAGGAAUGAAGAAGAGACGACUAAACUGGCGAAAAUUCAGAGAAUAUUCGGAAUGCAGCACGGAAAGUACAUCACAAAGUGAGUUCGAUUCGCCCAUCUCGAAAGGGACAUCCCGUUUUCAGCGUUUACCUGGUCACCAAACUCAUCUACAUGACCAAUUCGUUCCUGCAGUUCUACUCGACGAACAAGUUCCUGGGCCAGAACGAUCCGUACUGGGGCAUGCGAAUCCUCGACGACAUCGUCCACGGCACCGAUUGGGAACACUCUGGCAACUUUCCGCGAAUUGCCAUGUGCGACUUCCAGGUAACCCAAAACGCGGCGGAGUACGUCACGGGCCGUCUGUUUGCUCACGGACAUUCUUUGACUUUUUGAUUAGGAGACAAGAGUACAGAACUGCCGGUGAUCUGUGUUUUUUCUAGGUCAGAGUGCUCGGAAACUUGCAAAGAUACUCGAUUCAAUGCGUGCUCACCCUGAAUAUGUUCAAUGAGAAAAUCUUUCUUUUCUUGUAUUUAUGGUGAAUUGGGAAAAACUGCAUAGCGAAGAACGACUGUUUUUGCCAGGUUUCUCCUCGUUUUCUUCGUCACUCUGUGCGAUUCGAUCUUCCUGCUCUACAAUAUGUUCAGCAAAGAGAAAAUCAUCGAGUUCCUCCAGCAGUGAGUGCUUUCUCUUCGAUUAUUCACAUGCAAUCCCUUUUGCAGAUUCCUUGAUAACCAAGACGAAGUGGAUCGCAAGCUGACGAAAACGUUUCGAAGAGAACAGCAGGAGAUCUUGCUUUCCGAGUUCUGUCUUCACAAGUUCACUCCGGAUAUCAUCAUUGUCAGUUUGACAUCAAUAAAGUGUUUCACGUCUGUCUUCAGAUCCUCAAAAUGAUCAACAAUCACACAGGAGACAUCGUUUGCACGGAAAUUGUCGGACGAAUGUGGAACGAGUUUCUGUACGUCUUCCGAAGAGAAUUUACGUCAAAACUAGAACUUUGCAGAGAGCGGGACGCAGAUAUGGUGCUCGAGAGGCUCGUGGGAAACAACCACGCCGUCGAGAGCAAGUCGCCGAGUCUCAAGUCUAUGCAAUAUGAAGAGCACCGGAGACUAGUCAUAUAA